Messenger RNA from Harpia harpyja (harpy eagle), 5570 nucleotides. RefSeq names its product signal transducing adaptor molecule 2 (gene STAM2). Lineage: Eukaryota; Metazoa; Chordata; Aves; Accipitriformes; Accipitridae. The transcript is spliced from 14 exons. The record is from RefSeq and is a predicted model, not a curated record. Gene Ontology annotation, molecular function: phosphatidylinositol binding; ubiquitin binding. Gene Ontology annotation, cellular component: endocytic vesicle. Bases 513 to 2003 code for a protein of 496 amino acids. Gene Ontology annotation, biological process: signal transduction.
UCAGGAUUUAAUGUUUUUACAUUUUGUUGUCUUUUUCAUUUAAAAAAAAAAAAAAAGGCAUAUACCAUGAGCCCAGCUGAUGGCCUGAUGCUGUGGAAAGGAGAGAUCCUCUUCCGUGGUCCCAUCCACCCAGGUUGUUGUGGCUUUGUGGGGUUGUUGGUUUUUUUUUUGAUUCACCAUUGAGCUGAUUCAACUCUUUUUGGCAGAAAAAACUAAUUUUCCAGAGUAAAGUAUUUGGCUUGUGAGUUAGAUCAUCUAUGAAGGUGAUGUGUUUGGAAGUUUGAUGACUUGAAUCAGCUCAGCAAAGGCUGUGAAAUGGUAGUGAAAAAGAGGAGCAGGACACCCCUGCAAAGGAAGAACAGGACCCUGCUUUUGUUAGCAGCCAGCAAUGAGGUUGAUCCAGCUCUCUCUUCAGACCAUACAUCUAGUACCGUUCUUUUCUUGGGGCACCUUUAGAAAAUGUAGAAAAAGCCACAAAUGAAUAUAACACCAGUGAGGACUGGGGUCUUAUUAUGGAUAUAUGUGACAAAGUUGGAAGUACUCCUAAUGGAGCCAAGGAUUGCCUUAAAGCCAUCAUGAAGAGAGUAAAUCAUAAAGUUCCUCAUGUGGCUUUGCAAGCACUUACACUUUUAGGAGCCUGUGUAUCAAACUGUGGAAAAAUAUUUCACUUAGAAGUAUGUUCUCGUGAUUUUGCUAGUGAAGCUCGAGGUAUAAUAAAUAAGGCUCAUCCAAAAGUAUGUGAAAAGCUAAAAACUCUAAUGGUGGAGUGGUCGGAAGAAUUUCAGAAAGACCCGCAGUGUAGCUUAAUAUCUGCAACUAUUAAAUCUUUAAAAGAAGAAGGUGUAACUUUUCCUGCAGCUGGAUCGCAGGCUACCACAAAUGCUGCUAAGAAUGGUUCAUCAUUAAGUAAGAACAAAGAAGAUGAAGAUAUAGCUAAAGCUAUCGAAUUGUCUUUGCAAGAGCAGAAACAGCAACAAAUGGAAACUAAAUCCUUGUACCCAUCUGCAGAAAUUCAGCAAAACAAUCAGAACUUGAGGAAGGUGCGAGCUCUGUAUGACUUUGAAGCUGUUGAGGACAACGAGCUCACCUUUAAAAGUGGAGAAAUUAUUUUUGUUUUGGAUGACAGUGACACCAAUUGGUGGAAAGGUGAAAAUCAUAGAGGAGUAGGACUGUUUCCAUCUAAUUUUGUGACUUCUGACUUAAGUGUGGAACCCGAGGCAGCAACGGUGGAUAAAAAUUCUGUUCCUGAGGAUACUACAGAAGAAAUUAAGAAAGCAGAACCUGAGCUGGUUUAUAUAGAUGAGGAUAAGAUGGAUAAAACACUGCAGGUACUUCAGAGUAUAGAUCCUACAGAUUUAAAGCUUGAUUCUCCAGAUCUUCUAGACUCAGAAGAUAUUUGUCAACAGAUGGGUCCAAUGAUAGAUGAAAAACUAGAAGAGAUAGAUAGAAAACAUUCAGAAUUAUCUGAACUAAAUGUGAAAGUUCUAGAAGCUCUGGAGCUCUAUAACAAACUGAUGAAUGAAACACCAAUGUAUUCGGCCUACUCAAAACUCCACCAUCCUGCACAAUACCCGCCUACAUCUUCUGGUGUUUCAGUGCAGUCAUAUCCUGUACAGCCACCUAGUGGAAACUACAUGAUCCAGGGUGUUCAUCAAGUCACCAUUUCCCCAGGUUAUAGCCUAGGACCUGAUCAGAUGGGGCAGUUGAGGUCUCUGCCUCAAAGUAUAAAUUCUUCUGGAGCAACUCAGCCAGCUCAAGCUGCGUAUUUAAGCCCAGGACCAGAUUCUGUGUUAAACCAGACGUACAUGAACCAGAACCCUGGCCUUCCGUCAGCUGCCAGCACAGCUGCUUACACCCAGCAGCAGAUGGGAAUGUCAGUGGAUAUGUCGGCUUACCAGAAUAAUACAUCAAGUUUGCCUCAAGGACCAGGUUAUCCCGUGGCAGUUCCUGCUCAUUCCGUUCUACAGCAACAAACAAAUUACCAUCAACAGCCUCUCCUUUAAAAACAAACCAGCUCAUAUUUCUGAAUUAAUGAAUAAAGGUUGCCAGACCUAAUGAUUUUUAUGAAUACCUGUCACGAAUAUCAAAAUACAUUUUCCUUUUAAAUAACCCAACUUACUGCAUUAGGGUGGUGCAGAGUAAAAAUACGCAUCAGAUCUGAUUGUUAAGCAUUUGCAUAAAGAUAGCUUGAACUAGAUUAGCUGAUGGUUUAAAAUAAUUUCAGAUUACUUUGAGCCCUUAUUUCAGUGCUUUCAAGAAACGUUGUGAAUCUUAAGUUAAAAGAUUGUUCAAAAAUCAUUUUCUUUUAAAUGUGUUUCUGAAAACUUGAGGGUGCUUAAUCGUUGUUAUGUGUUGCUCUCGUUAUGCAUUGCCUCCCCUGGUAUCUCACUAUAAUCCUUCUAUCCAAGUGGCUUUAGAGAAUCCCUGCAGAUGUAGAGACCACCUUCUCUCUGUGCUGCUGUAGUGAGCUUUACACUAUGAUGUGCACUGCCUAAUUGGAACAACUGCACGAGUUCAGCAGAUGAGAGCUGGAAGAGAAAAUGAUUUGAUAUUGUGACAGUGAGGACCAUGUACCUACAGAAACACGAGAAAUGAGAUUUUUACAGUGCUGCCUAUUAGAUUUUUGGAAACUACAGAGAACUUCUGAUGUGUUUCUCUUGAAGAAAACAGGUGGGGUUUUGCUAGAACUCGUUUGUGUCUUUUGGCAGAGGGGGUACUGCAAGCACAAGUCUCCUUUGCAAGAGCAGGCAAGGGAUGCUCCCAGCUGACUGUGUGGGCACUCUGUGGAUACAAGGUGCUGAGCCAGAAACUUGUACAGAAUCUCUUUUCUUUUCCUUUUGGAUGUAUUUAGAAGUGAAGGAGUAUUGUAGUUCCUUGUGGUAAAGGAGGAGGCUCAAGAAUGUUUGAAGCUUCUUAAGACUGUGAGAAUCUGCCUUGUUCCCUUUCCAACAGGGAGCCGAGUAGAACAGGAAUUGUCUUUAUGGGACCAGGGGGUUCUUGCCUCUCUUGGAUUUCCUUUCUCUGCCACCAUCUCCAUCUCUAAAUAAACGCCAAUUACAGUCAGAGAAACUCUUAAACCAUUUGGAAAAGGUGUAUUUAACACACUAUCUGUAUAGGCAGAAUACACGUGCUUUGUGAGUGGGAUUGUGCUCCUCAUUUAAUACAAGGAGUAGCUGCAUAUUGAAAAUGACAGACGUGUCUUUAGAAAAGGAAUUGCCUUGGAACUGUGGAAGCGUAGCAUUUGGUGGCUAAGAAAAGAAAUCUAAGAAUUUCUUCCCUGAUGCACUUUUUUAAUGGGUGGGGUUUGUACAAGAGGAGCAGAUGAGCUGAAUUAUCUUUCAGGAAUGUGGGAUUUCUUUCUUUUAUUGUUUAAACCUCUGAAAAAAAAAAAAAUCACUAUUUGCCUACUCACUUUAGCAUAGUCAUAUUUAUACCUAUUCUAACAAUUUUAUGAUGAGUAAUAAUCUUUAAAUUGGGAAAAUAAUGGAAGCAAAUCACUGAUAAAAUCAUCUUGAUUAAAUGCAUGAAACUCCCAGUUGUCUAAAUAAGUAUGUUUGGUGUAUAAAUUUUCGACCAAAUGAGAACUAUCAGAUUGUAGACUGUUGUUGAGUAAUAAAAUCCACCCUUCACUCAGCGCCACCUCCAUUUCUUUUACAUUUUAUUUAAUUAUUUAGUGUCAUGACCUUGUUCAUUUGCAGCCUCAUGCUUAUGCAAUAAGGUAUUCAGUACUUGCUCUUUAAAUCAUUUUUUUUUAAUUUAAUUUGUGCAAUUGGAAGGAAGCUUUUGUCUUUCCUUUUGACAUGACUUUAAUUUGUCUUUAUCCUUCCCCUUGAAGUAGUUUAGUAUAAAUAGCACGUGUUGCAAUACUGAAGUAUUUUGAUAACUUGUUCCUGGGGUUCUUUAAGAACAAUAAUUAAUUUCACUGCUGCUGUUCAAAAUUCUUAUUGUUUGGAGAUUUUUUGGUAAGAGUUUACUUUGUUCCAAGUUGGUAUGUAGUCAAACUAAACCUUGCUAUCAUUUAUAUAAGAUUGUCCAUGUUUGUUAGUAAAUUGAGAUCAAGGUAGGUAUUUUUAUUGGAUUCAAAACUUUGGUCCAGCAGAAAUACUGAGUAUCUUAAAUUGAGAUGGCUAGACAGAUGUGAUUUGAUUAUGUUCAGUAAUUAUUAAGUAUAAAUAAUGUAUAUACUCAUUUGUCUGAGAUUUUCUACACAGCUACAUAUAUGCAUACUGUUAAAGCCUGAAAUUUUAUAAAAGCAGGAUUUGUCAUUCUGUCAUCUCUUAUAUUCCUAAUUCUGUGAUAUGCAAUUUGUAGAUAGUGUAAAAUAAUUUAAUUAUUAUUAAAAUAGUGUAUUUAGAGGGGUUUGGUGUUAAUAGAAUCUGUUUUUUCUCUUCAUACUUCUAUACAUUAUCAUAUUUAUUUUUAAGGCCUGAUUGUAACUGAACAUGCUGCCAAAGGAUUUAUCUAACUUCAGAUUUCUACAUUAGGUUUCUACCUACUGUUUUAUAUCAGGAGUCAACAGUAGAUAACUUCUGCUUUUUCAUAUAAACUCUUAAUGGUUAACAUAGAAAUCUGUGCAACUUUAUAAUGAGAAUUUUAUUGUAAUAUAUUUGUUUCAUGGGUGUUGAAAAUAUUAAUACCAGAUAAAUUUUCUUCCAGUAUGGGUUGGCAACCUAUUAUGUCUAAGUUAUAGUCAGCUGAAAGCAACAAUUGAAUUUGUCCGUACUAUCACCCACCAUGCAGAGACGUGUUUUAAGAAACUGUGGUCUUUCAUCCAGCCUUGAUGUGACAAACGCAUUGUCGAUUUAAUUUGGUACAGAAAUUACGAUGUUAAAAAAUCAGAUUGUUUCCGUAACAAGUAAACCUUAAAAAUAAUGUUCUGUGUUCAUUUUACUCCAGCUUCUGUUCGUAGAUGUUCAUGGACUUGUGGAACAGUGUAAUUUCUUUUGAAGGCUGUCCCUUAGAAAGGAGAGCUGAGUGGGACAUGGCUGCAGCUGCAAUCUCUUACAGGAAUUAUUUUCUGAUAGGAAGGAGGGGUUUUUUUCCCUUAUUUUUAUCUAUGCAUCUUUUCUAAGAAAUAAUAGGCACUACUCUUGCUUACAUUGAACACUGUGAUGUAUCUGUUGAAUGAACGAAUAACUUUUUAGAAUUUAUGGCUCUUACCAGUUAAAUUUUACAUGAAGCUGACUCAAACUGUUUUGAAUUGGUGAAAAUGAAUAAUGAAGGAAAGGAAAUACAACCUGGACAGGUUCUGAGCACGUCUGAGCUUUCACAGCUCUGCUCCCUUCACCGGCACUGUGACGUCUUCUGGUUGGCCAGCGAGUGAGGUGGCCACCAAUGGAUGGCACGCCUGAACUUUGAAUUCAGACCAAGGUUCUACUUCUGUUUUGUCUGGGGUUUAAGGGGAAUGUGUACUGGUUAAUAGGUGUAUCACAGUUCUUACAGAAAAUGAUCUUAAAGAGUUUGCAGUAUUAAGAAUAGGGGAUCUGUUUUAUUGGAAUAGCCGUUUGGCCUCCUGUCUGCAAUAUGUGUGCAUUGCCUUGUACGAAUAAAACAAAAGUUUGUUUAACAAA